AGGGGACAGGAGGAAGGAGAGAGACGGAGGGAGAGAGCGACGUGCUACGACAUGUGUCCGUGCUGAAGUAUCGUGUAUCCCCGACCCGUGUGCCGACGUACGAGGGUGCGCCUUGAGGCAAGGGUGACCGGCUCUCCGCGCGGGAGAGGGGGCACGGGUGAGAGACGGACGGGGAGAAGGAUAGAGGGAAAAAUUGUCGUCGUCCCCUUCGUGCCGUUCCUUCUUCGGGGGCUCUCUCUCUCUCGCGCGCGCCGCCGUCGUCUACGCGGGACCACCGAUGCAGACCUUACGGAAAAAAAACAGUCCGUGCAAGUUCAAGAAUGACCCAACCCGCUUUCUUGGGGAGGGCGUGUCGUUCAAGGCGAAGCUGAUCGGUAUUCUAGAGGUGUCGGAAGCGCGCGGUGACCGGAUGUGCCAGGCGGCCUUGGCUGACCUGAAGAUGGCGAUUCGCGCCGCCGGCGAGCACAAGCAACGAAUCGCCGUUCAGGUCAGCAUAGACGGGCUCCGUUUGAGGGACGAGAAGACGGGGGACUGUCUGUACCAUCAUCCGGUGCACAAGAUAUCAUUUAUCGCCCAAGAUAUGAGCGACUCGAGGGCCUUCGGUUAUAUCUUCGGGUCACCGGAUACCGGACAUCGAUUCUUCGGCAUUAAGACUGAUAAGGCGGCGAGUCAGGUGGUGAUAGCGAUGCGGGACUUGUUCCAAGUAGUGUUCGAGCUGAAGAAGAAGGAAAUCGAACUGGCGAAACAGCACAUAGAGCAGAAUGCCAUUAAUGCGAUUAAAUUCCACACCGGCGGUAUUUUCGUUGAGUCGGCACCCGACACCAAGGGCGCAGCGGGCACCGAGUCGUCGUUUCAUCGAAUUCGCACAACUAACUGCGAGGUCGACAAAACCGCCGAUCGCAAGAACGAGACACAGAGCGGUGUGAUUGCGGAUUUGCUAGAUCUGCAGUUCGAACUGAAUUCGCUGCAACAGGGCAUUCAUCAGAUGGACAAAAUUACGCCGGAAAAUCCCGUACCGUCUACCGACGAUCUAUUCGAGACCGAUCCGUUCGGUGAUUCUUUCGCGAACAUGAAGCUGCAGGACACAGUUCGUCCGAUUCUGCCACCGCCACCCUCCUCGACAAAGAGGGGACAUUUAGAGCGACAGCAUACUGUACCAGCACCGCCCGCAUCGACCACUUCCAGUCCGGCGACGACGUUAGUUAGUAAAACACCACCACCACAAAGUACGAUUCAUUGGUUUGACAAGGAGACCGAGGAUCUCUUCAACGACGAGAUAGCGAGUCUGAGUAACAGUUCGGCGGCGAAGAAGGACCAGGAAGACAGCUCGGCGGAGACCACACCUCGCAAUACUCAGACAAAGAGUCCGCAGAUUGACGUGUUCACGGAGCUGGAUCCCCUGGGGACCGGUCUGAUCAAGCCUUACGUGGACAAGAAAGAUUUCUUCCAGCACUUGAAAAACCCACCGAAAAAAGUCCUCAAGGAUCUGGUGUCCACGAGUUCCAGCGAUAGCUUCCCGACGAACUUCAACAUCACGACCAGCUCAGAGUGCGUGGAGUCGACGAAAACGCAGACCGAGUUGUCGUCGAGGGACAGCGAGGACAGCAACUUCGCCAACUUCGAUCGAUUCGACGAGAACGAGGCGAGCCAAACCACUCAGCAAAGAGUCGACUCGCCGCCGAGGAAAGAGACGGCCUCUCGGUCGAUCCAUCAUCAGCCUCUCUCGGUGUCCUUGCCGCCGGAGGAGACGGUUAAAGGGACGAGUACCGCGUCGGGAGGAAGCUCGAUCCUUCGCAGCAUGGACAGAGACUCGACGGAGUCGAAUCAGGGGCUGGUGAAACUACCGAGCCCGAAGAAGUAUCUUCAAUCAGUACGGAAGAAGGACUUCGACAUCGACUUGCCGGCCGGAAAGGCGCAAUCUGUGGAGGCCAACAAGCAGUUCCCGGUGGAUUUCUCGGUGACGAACGAAUCGCCGGCAUCGCCACUGCGAUCUUGCUCGUCGGACGCUAAUUCGCGCCUUUCUAGCUCGAGCGCGGAAUUGGAUCUAGUGCCGGAACCGCCGCCCAGGGGCGCGGGAAGCAUUCUCAUCAACCCGCCGCCCUUACCGCCGAAGAAGCAGGGGGCUCGAGGGGGCGCGAGACCACCGCCCAGACCGCCGCACACGGAGGGCCAUUUCCAGUACGACUUUCCACAGCGCGAGGCUUCGCCGUCACCUACCAAGAUCGUCAGGGAUAAAAAUAAAAGCCCGCCGAGAGACACCAGGGGUCAUCAGUUCGACGAUAAUUUCAGUCCGCCUCCGCAGAUAUCCGGCAGAUCGGACUUUACGACGACCACUGCCUCCGCCUUCGAGGAUUCUUUCAGCACGAUGAUAUCAUCCACGACGUCGUUGUCACCCGUGUCCUUUACCAGCAGCACCACCAUCCCGGCCGCGGACUCCAAAAAGACGAAGCCGUCGCUCGACAUCACGCUCAGUCAACUGACGUCGUCGUGGACCAAUUUGGACGACUUGGCAUCUAGCCUCGGCAUAACCGUCCAGCAGUUGACAGGUCUGACUUUGACGCAGCUCACGCAAUGUUUGGCGAGUCUGUCGACGAAGGAAACCGCCGUCAGCAACGUAGAGGAGACUAUCGUUUCGCCAAUAACAGCAGCAUCGGCAACGAUGAAAGAGCAAACGGUGCACAAAUCGACGAUCUCGUCGUUGGCGUCGUUGGCGUCAAAGCCGCUCGAGACGUCGCUCGAGGCGACGAUCGAGUCGAGUUCGACCUCAUUUGUGUGCUCGGAGACUUUCAAGACUAGUUACGAAUCGGAAACGAAACAGGAUUCUACAUACGAUAAAUAUGCAGUUUUUCGGGAAUUGCUGGAGAUGGAACAGAUGGAACGAAGACAAGAGACAAGCGACGAAGCAAUUGAGAAGGAAGAAGCGCUUGACAGAGAAGCUCCCGACGAAACAACGAUUCCGCCGGAAGUGCAGACCAGCGAGGGUACUUCGAAUUCUCUAGCUUCGUUGGUGAAUCUGACCGUCAAGCUACCGGUCAAGCAUGAAAAUUUGUUGACAGACGAAUCCGCCGCGAUGCUGGACGAAACGAUGACUAGCUCUCUCGCGGAUUUAACGAUGGAGAAGAAAAAGUCGGUGGAAGUCGAGGACAAAGAGGUCGAGAGGGAAAGCGACGUGAUGGCAGAUGCGGAUGUCACAUCCGACUCGUCCACGGUCCAGCAGACGGAGAUAGACAUCGAGGACGACACGGAGAAGACGCAGACUAUCAUGGACGCGGAGGAGAGGGCGGAGAACUCCGAGAGAGGAAGCGACGCCAAUGGCACCUCGUCCGACAAGGUUGGCUCUGACAUUCUCAACGAUGAGACGAACGACUCGUCCGUGGCCGACAGAUCCUCGACGGAGGUGAAAUCUUCGAUCUCGACGUCCAGCGACAGAUACGCUGCUCUGCGGGAGAUAAUCGGCGAGCCGGAGCCGGUGCCGAUUAGGAGGGACGACGAGGAGACGGUGAGCUCCGCCCGUGCGUCGCCGGUGGUGCAAUCUCAGCAACAGAUUCAGCAAUCGAGAAGUCUGGCUGAGGUGGAAUUGCUGAAUCUGUUCUCCGACAACUUGCCGCCACCGUCGAGCCCGAAUAUCUCGGCUAAGAAGGUCUCGGAGGAUCUGAAGGCCGUGGCGAUGGACAUCUUCGAGGAGAUCAAGAUGCUGAACACCGGCAUGCACCGCGACAAGGAGACCAAGCCACUAGCCUCGUCCUCGGGCUUUGAGGAUAUGUUCUGCCCGUUCGCGGAGACGGCGCGAUCGGACAAGGAUGACAGCAAGGAGGACAGCAAUUGGGCCAAGUUCGACACGGGUAUCUUCGGCUCGUCCGACAGAUCUUCGUGCGAGGGGCAGCGAUCGAUAGGCGGCACUUCGCCGUGGUCGCCGGACGGCAAAGAUUUCCACAGGGAGAUUCCGUUCAAGGGAAGCGGCGGUUAUCGACACUCGGGCGACAGCGACAACGAAUGGAAGGACGAGGAGGAGAGCGAGGAGAGCAACGGCAGGAUACGAGGGGACGGCAGAUACUGGUCCGGCACUCGGCAUCCGCGAUUCGAUGCGCCUGGCUUCGAGGACAGGUCGUAUUACGAGGAUGCUGACAAGCGGGACCGCAGCAGCUUCCGCGACAGGAUGGGCAGGAAGUCGCGCGGCGUACCGUGGGCCAAGAGUGGCGGCGCUCAUCGGCCACGCGACCCGUCGCCCUGGCACGAGGAGGGCCAGUGGGAAGACGAGGGUCCGCGGCGGUACCCGCAUCGGAAAGCGCAGCCCUACAAGGACGAGGAGGAGCAGUACGAGACGCACUGGAAGUGUCGGUCGAAGCCACCGCCGCCGCAGCGGUGUAACUGGAGCCACGACGUUCACGGUUCGUACUACGACGACGAGCGUAAACGGAAGCUGAUGCUGUGGAACGAAGAAGACCGCUUUGGCAGCAGCCAGGAGAGCAUGGGCUACGACGAGGAGGACCGGUGGAGCAGAAGACGGUACGAGAGAAGACGAUGGGAGGAAGAUAACAGAUUCUGGGGUAGAAGAGGGCCGCCGGACGCCGAUUAUUCCAUGAGAGAGGCGUAUUACUAUUAUCGCGACAGCAGGGACAGACCUCACGACUAUCCGUCCUGGGACGAGGAGUACGGCCCGGAGCGUCCGGGCGACGACUCGCCCAGAUACAAUCCGGCGGGUAGGAAGAGACACUGGCCGAAGAGACCCAACAGCGCCAACGACGGACGUAACGAUAUGGUGUACGCGGAUCCGCGCAAAUUCGGCGCCUCCAGAUCCGAGUGUAGCGACAACGAUUCCGAUCCGUACCUGCGACCAUCCCAGCGGUCCAGGAGCCGCGAGAGCUACUGGGGCAGCGAUCAAGAGUACGACAGCUGGGUGGAGCGGCCGUACUGGUCCGAGGGUCCCGACUCCAAGAGCGAGACGAUGCAUCGUAAACGAAUAGCCAGGCACAAGACUCGGCAGGUGCAAAAGACGCAGAGUCCGUUCGAGGAUGAUUUUGCGCAGAGCGUCGAGCAUAUGGAAGCGUCCGGGUCGAGCGGCGCGGCAGAACCGCUCGCGCCGCUGGAUGCGCGCGUGCGACCGGACACGGCUGAUCAGAAGCGAGAACCGCCGCUCGCGAGUCCCUCGUCCGGUGUCAGAGGCCUCAAGGAUCAUCCCAGGCGGGACAUUCCCAUCCGGGAGUACAGCAAACGGUCGAGCUACUUCGAGGACGAUCUCACGCCCACGGCGAGCGCGUCCAGCGACGCGUCCGACCGACAGAGGUUGUCGUCCGAGCUCAAGGCCACGCCGGAGGAACUGCCGUGCGACGCCAAAGAUCCGCAGCAGCCCAUCGACGGCUUCGUCUCCGAGGAUAGCGGCCGCGAUUCAUUCUUCAACGGCGACCUGAGGUUCGACGACGACGCCUUCGUCUUCAAGUCCGAGCUGGACGACAAUGUGCCGGAUCAUCGCGCCACUACGUUGCCGCUCAAGAAUUCCAGGCAGGGAAAGUACGGGCCGGGGAACAACAAUAACAAUAACAAGACGGCCAGGGGCGACCAGUACAUACGGAAGUCGGAGUCGGUGAAUAUCUUCGCGAGGGAGAGCGACCCGUUCGACGGAGACGAUUUCUUCAAUUGAUCCGUCGAACGAUCGACGACAGUAAGAGUCGCGAGAACCCCGCGCUAAAUUCGGUGACACUGAUGUGGACUAGAUAAUUGGAACUUGAACAAGAAAAAAGAGGGAAAGAGAGAAGAGAGAGAAGGAGAACAAAGGGACGGUUUUCAUUGCACACUCGGAAAACGUCGGCGGAUCGUGAAAAACGGUGGAAUCCGCGCAUACAACGAUACUUGGUUCUCCUCUAGUCGGCUGUAGCAAAUUUUAACGUAGCCAAAUUGAAGAAAGAGCUUUGAAAGAGCUUGAAUCUCGAACAUAUCCGAAAAAAUUGUUGUCCAUAGCGAUUUUUUUGCUGAGCUUCUCUCGUGAAUUUCACGAAAUUCUUUCCAAAAUCUGUUCUUGUCCACUUGGCAGAGUGCAAUUCUUCGUUACGCGACUAACAGAUUUUCUUGUAUCUUAUCUUACUCAUUAAUUUACAACGUGCCAUACUUUCCGACAGAUUUGGUUCGUCGCAAUCAAACAGAUUGACUCGUUUCGAAACAGAGGCUGAAAUGCGCUUAUCCGAAAAUUAACGACUCUAUGUUUUAUUUGGAAAUUUCGAUAAAGGAAUUUCAAGGCACAAUAAUUCCACAAGAAGCUAGUCACUAUCCUAACGAAUUUGUAUAUACCUAAUAUUGAUGUGUUAGAAUCGAUUUGCCGAGAGAGAUAAAGAGAAAGAUCAGCGUAAUUUAAUACAUUUAUGUACCGAAUAAUUGUUGAACAUCGUUUUACGUAUUUAUUUGUAUACUCAAUUUAUUUGCCAUACCGCAAGUAUUUGUGCAUACGCUGUUUAACUCAAUUUGUUUUAAGAGGAACGACUCUAGUCACGUGUGCGUAACCGUUGCAUCUGGGAGCUUCGAGAGAGGAGAAACCGAUAGCGCGCGUUUUGGGAAGUAAUCAAAAUGGUUUUUAUACAUUUUUAACUAGCACGAAUCAAUUACUUUGCAUUAGGCGUUCGUACAUCGUCGACGACGACGAUCCUUCUGCAAGCUCCCCUCCGAUUUGCCAUUCGGUUACGCUGCUGAUAAAUUGCUCUCAUGUGUGAGAAAUACGAAGGGUGGUAGAAUUAUAUUUACACAGACGAGAUUAUUGCCUUAUGUUCGUCGUACCUUUAAUAUUUUAGUGUGUGCGAAACUGGCUCGAGUAUGAAACGUUCGCGCAUUGUUUGAUGCGUAUAAAGUCGGAUUGCGAAAAGUUUCUUUGAAAAAUACAAACCGGACCAUUUCGCUCUCUAAUUUCUCGACGUUAUCAAUUAUUUUGUUGUAAGUAAGAAAUAAAUAUAGUAUUGAGAGGGAAUAAUGUAAUUUUCCAAGUUACACAAUCCAAGCUUAACAGUCAACGUUAAAUAUUUCUAGGGGGGUGACUUGUGAAAAAUUGCAGACAGUAUCGUCCAGCACGUAAUAUUUCUUUCCUAUUUAACACAGAAGAUUAUUCCCAAUGGCUUAAAAUAUUCUCGAAGCUGUUUAUGGGAAAAAUUUUCAUGGAGGCGAGGCAAACUGUAAAAGGAACGAUAAACGAGAAUUUUUUACUUCGAGCUAAAAAUAAUGUGCGCCGCUACGUUUCUUUUCUGUCCAAUUCGAUCUUACGUACAAGGUGCACAGUCUAUCAAGAUUUACCGCAAAUUCUCUGCUAAUAUACUCGCAUGAUUUAUGUUGGAGAGUACUCCUACGCUACCACCGUAUUACAACGAUCACGCCGACAUUUUACACACUGUAUGUACUUAUGUAAUAAUAGUAGUAAAUUAUUUAUCACUCGUUUAAUGGUUACUCGACACUGUAUUGCGAGUAUGCGUCAGAAAUGAUAACGACAAUACCGCUUCAAUGGCAAUUCGAUUCCUUAUCCCCCCCUCCUCUUUAAAAGAUUUGUUAAUACGGCUGAUGAUCAAUUAUACAUAAUCAUGCAAAUUUA
Vollenhovia emeryi is the source of this 7561-nucleotide messenger RNA. RefSeq names its product protein disabled (gene Dab). The transcript has 7 exons. Lineage: Eukaryota; Metazoa; Arthropoda; Insecta; Hymenoptera; Formicidae. The coding region runs from base 278 to 5638 and encodes 1786 amino acids. The record is from RefSeq and is a predicted model, not a curated record.